AUGAGUUUCGAUCCUAUUUCUCAAGAUUUUAAAUUAGUAAGGUUCGUAGCAACCGUUUUCCCUGACGAUGGUCAUCAAACUCACGUGACUAAUCACGUGGAGUUAUACUCCCUAAAGUCCGAUUCUUGGGAGGAAUUAUCCGAUCACCGUUGUUUUGAUUGCCGAUUAACCACGUAUGUUGUAGCUACUGUAAAUGGGGUACCUUAUUGGAGGGCGCAGAUGAAAAACAAAAGGAUGCGACUUCUUACCUUUGACUUUGCUAGUAAACAGUUCUCAUUUGUUGAUCUUCCUGAUUCUGCUAACCGUGCACGGAAAUUGCAUCUUGCCGAGCGGGAUGGGUCGCUUGCAGCUAUAAUUUACCCAGGUUUCGGAAAGAAUAUAUUUUUUGAAGUAUGGUUGAGAAGUCAUGAUGGUUCAUGGGAGGAGGUAUCCACAAUUUGUGUUCCUGGUGCUGUUGAGCCAUUAGGGUUCUGGACAAAAGAUGAACUGCUUUUUAAAUGCAGGGGUGAAUACCUAAUCAUUUUUUGCCUUGACACUCGAGAGGCUAAGCGUCUUAAUAUCACUAGUGAUCGUAAGGAUCCUUACAAGACGUUCAUUCCUUGUGUGGAGAGUGGAGUUCAGCUCGUUGGGAAAUCAGAGUGCGAAAACAAAGAGGUAUAUUAA
Molecule: messenger RNA, 663 nt
Organism: Striga hermonthica
Lineage: Eukaryota; Viridiplantae; Streptophyta; Magnoliopsida; Lamiales; Orobanchaceae
Source: the annotation of a GenBank genome assembly